This is a messenger RNA of Clonostachys rhizophaga, 1626 nucleotides long. The record is from the annotation of a GenBank genome assembly. Lineage: Eukaryota; Fungi; Ascomycota; Sordariomycetes; Hypocreales; Bionectriaceae.
AUGACACGGUCAUCACCGCCUGCUUCGAGGCGAAGCCUAAUGCUUUCCAGUCCCGACCGACGGUUUCUCUCGAGCUUCUUGGGCGAGGACCGUAAUACAGAAUGCUCCCACCGAGACGCGCUCGAAGCAGCCCAGGCUGAGCAUGACCGAGUCCGCGAGGCUGCGAUCAGGGCUUAUCAGCUCCACGAGUUAGAACUGGAACGCAAGAGGAUAGCAGAGGCAGAGCUCCAGGAAAAACAGAGGCUUCAGGUAGAAGCUCAGAUCGCCGCCGAGGAAUUGCGGUUACGAGAGCUGAAAGCGAAGACGAUUCCGAAACCACCGCCCGAACCUCCAUCUCCGAAAGUAGAACCUCCUCCUCCCAAUCCAGCACCGGCAAAGGCGCCAGCUCAGGCACCCGCACCAGCAGCCACGAAGCCCCCUACAGCUCCCACACUCGCCCCUCCAACUGCGUCGACCGCCAACGCAACCCCGAAGGUCGCGCCAUCAACUUCCAUCUUCCCCCCCGCUGCCGCGAAACAAAACACUGCUCCAGCAAACCCAUUCCAAAAUGCCGUAUCAAAGCCAGCACAACCAAACAACGUGGCCCCGUCACAGCCUACAAAUGGCGCUCUCCCCCCUACCAAGCAGCCCGCCCCUGUCCAACCGGUGAGCAACGGCCAACCAGCAAACCAAGGGCUCAUCAACAGAUAUACCGAAAUACAUCAAGAGCUAAAGAAACUACGAAAGAACUUGGUCGCCGAAUCGAAGGUCCCCGGUUCCCCUAUGAAAGGCAAAUUGGGCGCAUAUCGAAGAGAAAUAAGAGUAUCGAUUGGUCAGCUGACAGGAACAAAGGGAGCCAAUGCACAGCCAACCAGCAAAAUCAUGGCAGCACUGCGUGACGCCCUCGAGGGCAAGGUCCCAAGCCCUCCCAUUGACGUCAGCCGUUAUGUCGUAGACCAGAGAGAACCUGCCGAGGGCGCGUUGCACAAUGAUCUCACCAUGCCCUCGCUCUUCUUGUACUUGCUCAACAUUUGCGCCAAGAGCAUCAUCAGCCAGUUCAUCAACGAAGGAGGGGCCAACCCCAAAUCCGCAGACCCCAUUGGCGUCUUCACUGCCCAGGUGUUCUCAACCAAGGAGUUCAUGUGGCGGGGCCAGCCAUUGAUUGACAUUCUCAUGUCCAAGUUUCGGGUUGUGUGCCCCGUUGUUUUCGGCUUAAGGGGGAAUGACAAGACAGAACGAGGCAGAAUUGCCCUCGGGUGGAAGAAGGACGGACCUUCUUGGAUCACUGAGCAGAGCCACAACGACAGAAUGACAGGGCUCGGUGCAGGAUUCGCUGCUGUGUCAUUGCGUGACUUCAGCAAAAGUGCGAGGACAAACCCUUAUCCCCCUACAAACUACUGGGUGGCCCUCGCAGGCAUCGUCAACUCCCCUGUCGGGCAGAUCUCCAACACGCAAUAUGUUGUACUUAGGGCUAUGAUCGGAGGAUACGAGCAGCGGUUCCUCAACUUCUAUGGCAACGCGGGCCUCGCUGCUCUCCGUCUCGCACUGAUCGAAUUCCCCAAAAAGGCCCCCGAGAAUGCGGCAGCGGCGGGCUCUCUGAGGGCACUCGCCGAGGUCCUCCGUGAGAGUGGCCUUGUCCUCACUUAG